GUUGCAGACCCGUCCGCAGAGCGCACCAUCGUCUUCAGCGGAGCACACACAGCAGCUAGGUGUGCUCUUCCUGCAGCGCCAGAAAUUGUAAAUAAUUAACAGUUAAAAACUUACCACCAAAAGAAAGUUUUAAACGAAAACGCUUAACCAAACCAAAGAUGCAUGAAUAUGAAUCCAAGCAAAUAUGAUACAUAGCCAAUAUGUAUAUAGAAACUAGUAAGGAUAAAUAAAGUUCAAAGCGAGGAAUAACACCGAUCCCGGCAAGCAAAUGUCCGGAUAAGGGAGCCGCUACCUGACCAAUGGAUGAAAAUGCAGCCGUCGUCGCCGUCACUUUCGCCGUCGUCACUAUCGCAUCGCUUUUGUCAGCAGCAACAGGAAAAGUCGGAAAAGCACCAGGAGCAGCAACAGCAGCAGAAGGAGCAGCAGGAUCAGAAGGAGCAGUCCUGCCACGCCCACGCCAAUCGAACGCCCUCGGUCGGUACGGCAGCGCUGCCACAGCUGGCGUCGACGCCCGCACCGGCAGCAGCGGCCUAAGUUGCCCAACCGCAAGAAUCCCACUUCGAAAUAGCCCAUCUGCACAGCAGCAGCAGGCGAUAUUGCAACUGCAACACAUAGUGCACUCGCAGCAGCCGCGAAUACUGCUCAUAUAACUGCAACAUCGAGAGACCUUGCAGCUGCAACAGCAUCCUCCAGCAGGACAACGCACAAGGAAUCCACUCUACGCAUAAGGCAACGGGGCAUAAGGAGGCACAAGGAGGAGCAGGAUAGACCGGAAGCAGAAGGACAGGAAGUGGGGCGGGCUGCGGACACAGGCAAACAAAAUGGCGGAUGGUGGGCAUUCAUUCGUGAAGAAGACAUUUCAUAAGCCAACAUACUGUCACCACUGCUCGGAUCUGCUCUGGGGCCUCAUCCAGCAGGGAUAUAUCUGCGAAGUUUGCAACUUUAUCAUUCACGAACGAUGUGUCAGCAGCGUGGUAACGCCCUGUUCCGGCAUCGCUCCAUGUAUUAUAAAGAAUCCCGUUGCCCAUUGUUGGUCCGAGCCAACUCAUCACAAGAGAAAAUUCUGCACAGUUUGCCGUAAGCGAUUGGAUGAAACGCCAGCGGUGCAUUGUUUAGUCUGCGAAUAUUUCGCGCAUAUUGAGUGCCAAGAUUUUGCCGUGCCCGAUUGCACCGAGAAUGCCACGUAUGUGCCGGGCAAGGAGCUGCUUAAUGUGAAGCAUCAGCAUCACUGGCGAGAGGGCAAUCUUCCAUCAACGUCCAAAUGCGCUUACUGCAAGAAAACCUGUUGGUCCUCGGAAUGUCUCACUGGCUAUCGUUGCGAGUGGUGCGGCAUGACGACCCAUGCCGGAUGUCGCAUGUACCUGCCAACCGAAUGUAAUUUUGGUAUUCUACAACCUAUCUACUUACCUCCGCACUCAGUCUCGAUUCCGCGCACCGAGGUGCCCAUCGAGGCCAUCAUCGGCGUCCAGGUCAAAUCGAAGACUUCGCUCGUGCGCGACUACUCGUGUCCCAGUCCGGAUUUGAGCUGCCCGAUUCCGGGCGCCGGAUCGGGUUCGCUGACGAGCCUGGGCCUGAAGGAGCUGCUCGAGCUCCACAGGCAAAGGCUUGAGCAAUCGAAACAACAUUUUCUCCUUUCCACGCCGCCCACGCCCACCUCCUGUGGCUCCAUCUCACUGUGCCACUCUCCGACGCCCUCCUCGCUGACAGUCGGCGAGACGAGCAACGAGGCGGAGCAAGAUCGGGAGCGGGACCAGGAUCAGCCUGAGGAGGAGCCCGAGGAGGAGAACACGGAGCAGGACAGCGCCCUGCAGCUAACCACCUCCACGUCGAAUGUGAUUGGUAAUCUUCAGAAGUCGCCCUCGGCCAACUCCUCGCUGCACCUGCUCUACACGAAUCUUUUUCGGAAACUUGGCCAGGGCAAGCGGAGGCGGAAAAGGGGCAUCAGCAGCGGUGGCCUCUCGCCCAGCGAAGAUGAAGACGAUGUGGACGGCGGUGUCUGUGAUAUAAGCGGUGGCGAUCUGAGCGAUGAUUACGACCACUGCGACGUCGCCCUGCGGCGAAGAUCCCUGCGCAGCCGGCAGCCGCGGGACGUCAGCGAGACGGACUACCACGGGGAUGCCGAGGCGGAGGCGGAGGGCGAUACUGUGCCGAGGGAAAGCUGCUACGAGACCUCGGACACGGGCGGCGAGCUGACCAAUACCGAUGACCUCGACAGCAGCCUCAAUCUGAUCAGCAACCUUAGCUAUAAUAGUACUAAUAAUAGCAAUGCCUUCAAUGUUCCUGGCGGAGCAACUGCACCCGCCACCAGCAACAUCGCCACCACCAGCACCACUGCCCCGGGAAAGUCCGGGCACGCCUUGAGCGUCCAGGGCGGACGCCAGCAACCCAAGACUGGGGCUCUGGCCCAAAUUAAACCCAAGCCCAAACCCAUACUCAUGCCCAAGCACAAGGCGCAGGGCAAGGGCGGCUCCCUCAGCUCUCCGCUGUCCAACUCCAAUUCGAGUGACUGCUCCUCGGCAUCGCCCUCUGCCCCGGCCACGCUGCUGCAGCUGUCGCCGGUGGGCAGGAGCAAGUCCUUCCAGGAGUCGGCGGCCAUAACGGCUGUGUCGCGUUAUAAGAAGUACGGACGCGGCUUGUUCCAGCGCCGACGCUCGAAGAGAUCGCCCAAGAAUGCGGUCGGUGUGGGCGGCAAAAGCAACUACAGCCUGGACAGGCUGUCGCAGAAUAUCGAGAUCACCAUCCAGGACGAGGAUGGCAACUUCCAUCCGUACGACGACAACUAUCACAUGCUGGCCGGGCGACUGGACGCCACCGAUGUGGACGACGAUGUUGGCUUCGAUGAUCUCUACCUGGACGACCGGCCGAGCGGGGCCAGUGAUGAUGUGGCUUUUGCCGGCGACAUCAGCGACGGCGGGGCCAGCAGUCGAUCGAGGGCCAGUGACGCCAGCGAUGGUCAUGUCCUGGGGCGGCUGCUCCGCCAGGUGCGGCAGGGCCUCUCCGUCGGCUGGCGCAAGCCGCGCUACCAGAAGCGCAGAGCACGCAGCAUAUCCGAGGAGUUCAGCAGCGGCGACACACCCCGUUUCAAGGACGAAGAGUCGGCCAGCAAGGCCGAAUCGGGACAUGGACCCAGCAGCGGUGGUGCAGGUGGAGGAGCCGGAAGUGGCGGUGCUGGAGGCUCAUCCGCAGCUGGUGCAUCGGCAUCGGCUGCCGGUGGUUCCUCCGGGCACUAUAGACCCGACUCCGGUUCCGGCCACAAGUCGGAUAAGUCGGAGAAGGAUCGUGAGAAGAAGGAGAAGGAGCGCGAGGAAAAGGAUAUAGAGAUGAUCAAGGUGUUCGAUGGCAACAACUCAUUCCGACGCCAGCAGUACCGUGUGAUCAUCGUGCAGCGCACCUAUACGCUGGAGCAGCUGCUGACCACCGCGCUGCGGGCAUUCCACAUUACACGCGACCCGCAGGCCUUCUAUCUGACCGAUCUGUAUGCACCCGCCGGCAUGGAGGACACUCCGAUGCUCGAUCCCACCCCCGUGCUCAACCUGGUGCACCUGGAGGGCAAGCGACCGGCCAUAUACCUCCGGUUCCAUGACCGUGACCGUGGCCAUGUGCGCGUUUACCCCGGCAAGCUGCAGUGCUCGAUGCUGGAGGAUCCCUAUGUCAGCGUUCCUGUAGAUAAUAGCACAGUUAUUAAGGAUUUGAUACGCGAUGCCCUGGACAAGUUCGGGCUGCAGGAUAACCAGAUACAGGACUACAGGUGCUCGGAAGUGUUGCUCGAUCGCGGCGUGACCGAACGCAUUUUGUCGUGGAACGAAAGGCCCUGGGAUAUUAUGAAGCAGCUGGGCAAGGACUCCAUCCGACAGAUGGAGCUCAUGCGGUUCUACAUGCAGCACAAGCAGGAUCCGCAUGGUCCCAAUAUCGCGCUGUUCGUGGGCAAUCUGCCCACCGGUCUCUCGCAGCGCAACUACGAGCAGAUCCUCAACAAGUACGUAACCGACGAGAACAAGUUUAUUAGCAUCGGACCCAUCUACUACGAGUAUGGCUCAGUGGUGCUCACCUUUGAGGACUCCAUGAAGGCGGUUCGAGCCUUCUACAAUCUUCGCGAGACCAUAAUCGAGGACAAGAAACUGCUGGUUCUGCUCCUGCCGAACAUCGAGCCCAGCAUGGUUCCCUCGGAUGUGAGACCGCUGUUGGUCUUUGUCAAUGUUAAGUCCGGUGGCUGCCAGGGAUUGGAGCUGAUCUCCAGCUUCAGGAAACUGCUGAAUCCCUACCAGGUAUUCGAUCUGGAUAAUGGCGGUCCUUUGCCUGGCUUGUAUGUAUUCCGGCAAAUAACCAACUACAAAAUUCUGGUUUGCGGCGGAGAUGGCACCAUUGGUUGGGUGCUACAGUGCCUGGACAAUGUAGGCCAGGACUCGGAGUGCUCCAGCCCACCUUGCGCCAUUGUUCCACUGGGAACAGGCAACGACUUGGCUCGCGUUUUGUGCUGGGGCUCCGGCUACACCGGCGGUGAGGAUCCGUUGAAUCUGCUCCGCGACGUCAUCGAGGCGGAGGAGAUACGGCUGGACCGCUGGACGGUUGUCUUCCAUCCGGAGGACAAGCCCGAAGAGCCGGCCAUGAAGGCGCCCUCGCAAACAACCGGUAAGAAGAAGAAGGCACACCAAGCACACCUAUCGCAAUCGCAACAAACCAAUCAGCAUCAUCAAUUACCGGCUCUGACAUCGAGUGAUAUAUCAGGUGGUGCCCAAAACGAGGAUAACUCUCAGAUCUUCGUGAUGAACAACUACUUUGGCAUUGGAAUAGAUGCGGACCUCUGCCUGGACUUCCACAAUGCGCGUGAAGAGAAUCCCAAUCAGUUCAAUUCGCGACUGCGCAACAAGGGCUACUACGUCAAGAUGGGACUGCGCAAGAUCGUGGGUCGCAAGGCUGUCAAGGAUUUGCAAAAGGAACUGCGCCUGGAGGUCGAUGGCAAGAUUGUCGAACUGCCACCCGUCGAUGGCAUCAUUAUCUUGAACAUUUUAAGCUGGGGCAGCGGUGCCAAUCCCUGGGGUCCCGACAAGGACGACCAGUUCUCAACGCCCAACCAUUACGAUGGAAUGUUGGAGGUGGUCGGUGUGACGGGAGUAGUUCACUUGGGUCAAAUCCAAUCCGGAAUUCGUACGGCCAUGCGCAUAGCUCAGGGUGGUCACAUCAAGAUACAUUUGAACACCGAUAUGCCCGUCCAGGUGGACGGUGAGCCCUGGAUUCAGAGUCCCGGCGAUGUGGUCGUCCUAAAGUCGGCCCUCAAGGCCACCAUGCUGAAGAAAACGAAGAGUAAGCGCCGCCUCACGGAGCCUCAUAUCUCGCCGGCGGUUCUGAGUCUUUCAGUGGCUCAACAGGGAUCGGGAUCGGGAUCCGUGUCGGUAUCGGGAUCCCCGCAGUCCCAGUCGCAGCAGCAACUGCAGCAGCAGCAACAACAGCAGCAGCAGCAGCUGGCCGAGAAUGGGGAAAAGGAGGCUUCGAUGACUCUACCUGCCGGCUUUGGCAGCACCUAGAGCUUGGCUACCGGCCUGCGAUAUUGGUUCUCCUGUUUCAACCCAUAAAACCAGAUAGUCAGAUAACUCUAUAAUCAAACCAUCAGAAAAGUGACCCAUAACAGAUCAGCAGAGAAAGUGGCCAAAUUGUAACCGAAAAUCGAAUAUUUAAACAAGAGCAAAACUCCAAUGCGCAACCAAAUUAAAGUUUAUCUUCCAAAGGCGAGAAAUAGCAUUAACAAGCAAACAAAAAGUAAAAAUUUAAAGUAAAAACUUAAAACAAAUAGCUGUAAAUAAAAGUUGGUUCUGUUAAGCUCUAAGUACUUUGAACCACCACCCAAGAUGAAACACACACCACCCACCAACCAACCAACCAAAGAACCACCCACUGCACAAGAAAACUGUGACCACCGCUGUUGAACUUGAACUUAGCCAACUGAAGCCACCACUAUCCACCUCAGUACACCACACCACACCAAGCCACACGAACACACUACACCGCAAGCCACAGCGCCUAGAAGUUGUCUACAACAUUUUUGAUUAAUUUAUAUGCGAUAAUUUUCUUUGAUUUCCCCGCUUGGAGGAACUUGAUCGAAUUUUGUUCCAUUUCCGUUUCCGUUCCGUUUCUCAACUGCAAGCUUUCGUAAUCCAUCAUUCAGUAUCGAAAUAUCUAUAACCGAAACCAUUUUGUUGAUUGACUUCCGUUGCAUUUUGCCUGAUUUCUCAGCUAGCUUUUGAAGCACUUAUAACGAAUCUAAGCUAAGGCAAAAGAAAUUUAUUUCCCUUACGUUAACGAUCUAUUUUCUUACUCUCUUUUUCUCUCCAACCGAAAUGAAAAUACACAAAUUCACACGAAUACCAAACAAAUGCUACAACUUAAAUCUAUAAAAAAUAAUUUCUUAACUAAUUAAUGCACCGGACGCUUUGAACUUUAAAUUUCGAAUUUUCUCUAUCUCUAUCUAAAUACCACCGUUAAAAAUGUCAAAUGAAUACCGUUAACCGCAGGCCACCAUGUUGAAAAAGAACAAGCUGAAAAUGAAACGCCGGAACACGGAACCCACCAUGAUGGCGGCCGGCUCGGCCGCCCCCCCUAUGUCCCUGGCCCUACCGCCCAGCGUUGGCGAAGUGGGCGUGGCUGGGGAGGGCGCCGAGGGCGACGGCGGUACGAACAACACGGAUUUCUGAAUAUGGUACAGCGAGCGUCUGAUUUAACGUGCUAAUUCCAGCGCAGAACCAAACUGCAUCCCACACCCCACACAGACCACAGACCCACCCACCCGCGAAAAGCCCACCCGAUCCCCCCACCCAAUAGCAAAAGCAGCAGCAGAAGAAGCAAAAGGAGCAGGAGCAGAAGCUAAAGAAGAAGCCACUAGCCAUCUCAGUCCAACACUGAACACCAAAGACCACAGAAACCAAAGAGCUGGCAACUCGAAAAUCAAAAGCUGUAAUCAAAAUUACUUGUAUAAAGUGUCCAGUCCACAGUAUUAGAUCGGAUUAGAUGAAGAUGAUCAGUUAAGCAGCUCGCGAACCCGGCCGCCUUUCCACGGUCUGAAAUCAGUACGUUAAACUCAAACAGCUCGAACCAACACUGUCCGCCCGCCAUUUGCAUUUCGUACAGUGUAGAAAGCAUUAAGAUGCGCAGCGGGCAGACAUGAAACUAAGCCAACUCAAAUGUUAAACAAUAGAGGGUAUUUAUAGUAAAAAAAAGAGAUUUAAUUCAAAAGCACUCAGCAAUAGUCUGGCCAAGUUGUAUCAAAUUCAAGUUCAAUUAUGUUCCUUCUCGUUUUGUUCCUAUGUAAGCGACAGCAGAAACCGAUUAGUGAUACCGUUAAACAGAAAGAAGCGCAAGCAGUAGUGAAAAAGAAACAGGGAGAAUGAAACAGAAAACAAAAAGAAGGAGUAAAGCUAAAGCUAGAGAAACCCAAGAAAACAAAACAAAAAGUACAAAAUUGUUGAAAAUUGUUUGUUAUAACUAAAUGAAAUCGCGUAAAACCAAGUAAGCACACCCGAACUACGACAAACGAAAUGAAAUCGAAAAAGUAAAGCUAUGUAUUACCAAAUAGCUAAAUAAUGUUGUGUUCCAGCGAACCCUAGUGUUCCGAAACCAACGUGAAAAGGAUAAAAAAAAAAACCCAGCCAGGUCAAGACACAAACGUACAGCAGAUGCGGGAAAAUUUAUACGAAACUUUUUUAUGUUGUGGAUCGAUUCGAAACGCGAUAUUGAAACUUUUGAGUGGGGAAAAAGCAGCAAAUUGCAUAGUUGGCUAACUACUAAUUGGGACGAAUAAAUUGGAAUCCACAGGCGGGCCUAGCUCGUCCUGUGCGCCAUUGAAUUAAAUGGGAAAAACACCUUUGGAUUGUGCAAUUGGUAUGAAUUUUCUCCGCUGCUGUGCGUCCACCAAAAGAAAGAGGAAAGUGAAAAACCACGAGAAAUAGGAAAAUGCAUUUUUCGAGCGUAGGCAAUGGCAUCGCAAGUAUUUUACCUGCAUUUGUCUAAAACAAGAAACAAAAAAUGAAAGAAAAAACCAAAAACAACCAACUUAUUUUGGAUAUCAAAUCCGCCUAGAGGAAUGAGAAGAGUACAGAGGAGACACAAAAUCCGAAAAACUACAAUUUCAACUUUAAAACGCUUAUAAAGAAAACAAUUUUUGAAAGUUUUAUAACUAAUUU
Molecule: messenger RNA, 8171 nt
Organism: Drosophila sechellia
Lineage: Eukaryota; Metazoa; Arthropoda; Insecta; Diptera; Drosophilidae
Product: diacylglycerol kinase theta
Exons: 18
Coding region: 822-5522 (1566 amino acids)
Biological process (GO): phospholipase C-activating G protein-coupled receptor signaling pathway
Cellular component (GO): membrane
Molecular function (GO): nucleic acid binding; ATP-dependent diacylglycerol kinase activity
Source: RefSeq, a predicted model, not a curated record